This is a messenger RNA of Fonsecaea erecta, 1668 nucleotides long. RefSeq lists its product as hypothetical. The record is from RefSeq and is a predicted model, not a curated record. The coding region runs from base 1 to 1668 and encodes 555 amino acids. Lineage: Eukaryota; Fungi; Ascomycota; Eurotiomycetes; Chaetothyriales; Herpotrichiellaceae. The transcript has a single exon.
AUGCCUCCACCACCACAGACGGACACGGCGGCGAUUUCGACGGUCAAGCAUCCCAAAUCCUUAAUGGCAGUAUUGCUCGAUACAAGGGUGCGAAGGGCUCUACAACUGGUCCUUUUGGCCGCCCUCUAUGCACCCAUCUCCCAGUUAAACCUAUCGCCUGUCUAUGGAGACAUACCAGCUGCCCUGUACCAUCAAUAUGGCCUCACUGUCUCCUUCAUGGUCGCCUUUGCCCUUCGGGGUUAUCUUCCAGCCUGGCUCUCACGCUUCAUCACUCCUUUCUGCUUCUGGAUUCCCAGCAUCCAAUUCUUCCUCUUCCGAUUCAGUUCGACUUUCGGUAACCCCUUGGGUCCUCUGAUCACGGAGCUCUUGACAUGUUAUCCUCUUGUGUUGUUGUCCACUUACUUUGCGAUCGAGGACUUCGACGAGACCUUCAGCCCCAGCCGUUCUGAUUCCUCGUUAGGAGAGGCUGUGCCGUCGAUGGGAUUGUUCGUGCUCUUCUCCGUCCUCCACAGAGCCUGCAAGGGGUUUGUCUCGUCACACCUCGGGCAUGGCUUCCUCACUUCACGGAUUGGAAUGCAGCUGGUCGUUGCUUCGCUAUAUGGGAUGGUUCUACAGAACAACAUCUUGUGGCCCUCACUUCCAGCAGUUGCUUUUACGAUGGUGGCAAAUCCUCAUUGCACGCUUUUACGAACCACGCAGGUGCUCAACAACACGUUGGCUCUCUACGACUAUACUUUACUGGAACGAAAAGAGUCCAUUACAGGCUAUAUUUCGGUGUUGGAGGACAACCAGCGAGGUUUUCGCGUCAUGAGGUGCGAUCACAGCCUCCUCGGCGGAGAAUGGAAAAUGCCGCCCCCAAACAGAGCCCCGAGGAAGGUCGCGGAACCGAUCUAUUCCAUCUUCGUGAUGCUUGAAGCAGUCCGUCUUGUUGAGGGCACCUCUACGAGCCCACAUAAGACCGCUCUGAACAUCGGGCUAGGAAUUGGAACUGCGCCAUCUGCCUUGAUCCACCAUGGGGUGAAUACCACCGUCAUGGAACUUGAUCCGGUCGUUCACGAAUUCGCGAUCAAGUACUUCAACUUUCCCCAUAACCAUAGCUAUUAUAUCGGGGAUGCCGUCCACGCGGUCACUACUGCGAACUCGACCGAGGCAGACUCGUAUGACUACAUCAUCCACGAUGUUUUCACUGGUGGAGCAGAACCCGUGGAACUCUUCACCACGGAAUUCCUCUCGGGGUUGCAUAUGCUUUUGAAGCCAGAUGGAGUCAUAGCCAUCAAUUACGCAGGGGAUCUCGCCAUGCCUGCAUCCUCUCUCAUUUAUAGGACGAUUGUGUCAGUAUUCCCUUCCUGUCGCGUUUUCCGGGAAGAUGAGGCACCUGCGCCUGGAGCCAAACAGGUCGACUUCACGAACAUGGUGUUCUUCUGCAGGAAGAAGAAAGGGCCGAUUACAUUUCGAAGACCCGUGGCCCAAGAUUUUCUGGGAAGUGGUGCUCGGCGAGAGUUUUUGAUACCAAAGCAUGAAAUCGACCCGAGCGAAUUCGACACUGAAGGCGGCGUUCUCAAAAGUGGACAGACAAAGGAGCUCGAGAAAUGGCAAGCAGAAAGUGCGUUGGGUCACUGGGUGGUUAUGAGAACAGUGCUGCCGGACGUUAUCUGGGAGAACUGGUGA